AAACAUCGUAGCGUGAUUUGGUUGGAAGGGUUUCUGUUCUUACACCCGAGUCCACGAUAUUAAUGCUAGUACAGCGGUAAGGUAUAAUUUACUUGAUUACGAACCAAUCAAUUACGCUUUUAUUUUGGCACAUUACGCGAACUAACCAAUCAGAUGUCCCCUUAUUUUGGACAUUACGAAAGGGGAAUCGAGGAAAACAACGAAAGUGAAAUGAUGUUGGGGCCGUGAAAAUCUUACCAAGAAAAUUGAGAACCUGUCAAACCACGCCAUGGCGGCGCAUCGAAGGUUCAAUAUCCCUCUGCAUUCCAACGAUGCAUUGAAAACUAUGAACGAUUUGCGAAGAAAAGGUGAAUUAUGUGACGUGGUUCUCCAUGUCGAUGGUCGCCAAUUUCCCGCGCACAGAAUUGUCCUUGCUGGAGCCAGUUCUUACUUACGAGCCAUGUUUACAAAUGGUAUGUUGGAAAGUGGCAUGAAAGACAUUAAACUACAAGGCGUUGAAGCGAGUGUCAUGGACGGAUUACUCGAUUUUGCAUAUACUGGAGCCAUCGAUGUCACUGUGGAGAACGUGCAAGCACUUUUAUCGGCUGCUUCGUUGUUAAACCUGCAGAGCUUAAGAACAGUUUGUUGUGGUUUUCUUCAGACACACCUAGAUGCUACGAACUGUCUCGGUAUCCGAGCAUUUGCAGAUCUGUAUUCGUGUUCAGAACUCGAAGAAGCUGCCUAUCGUUUCGUACGCCAACACUUCUUGGAUGUAGCGAAGGGUGAGGAAUUCUUACAAAUGCCAAAACAAGCCUUGAGGAGUCUUCUUCGCGAAGACCUUCUUCAGGUACGUUCUGAGAAUCAAGUGUUCGAAGCUGUGGAGGCGUGGAUUUUAAACGAUUUCUGUCGACGAAAGGAUUAUGCGGUUGAGCUUCUAAGUCACGUUAGGCUUCCUUUGUUAACUCUCGAAUUUCUCGAAGCCCGAGUGUUUCCAUCUAAAAUUAUCAAGAACAAUGCUGAUUGUCAGCUCCUAUUGGCUAAAGUUCUUAACGAGAGCGCUCGUAAUUUGCCUCGGUAUAUGACACUACCUCGAGCUCAGCCGCAAGCUGUCUAUGUCAUAGGCGGACGAAAUGGUAUUGAUUGCCAGCUUUCAAGUUUAGAGAGAUACGAUACAUUAACAAACCAAUGGAUUAUGCUGCAAAACAUGAAAUAUCCCAGAACAGCAGUUGGAGCUUGUAGCCUCAAUGGACUUCUUUAUGUAGUAGGUGGCGAGUGUGCAGUUAGUGCUCCUCAUGAUGACACCAUGUACGUGCGACAUGCUGAGUGCUAUGAUCCAGCAGUCAAUCAGUGGAUUUCGCUGGCUGAUAUUGCCAUUCAGAGGUCAUUUAUUGCAGUGACAGCUUUAAAUGGUUACGUUUAUGCCCUGGGAGGUGAAGACAGAACAUGCAGUUAUAACUAUGUUGAAAGAUAUGACCCAAAGACAGAUCACUGGAGUACAGUGCAGUGUAUGCGAAGGAAGAGAUCUGGAGCAGGAGUUGCUGUUUGUGAUGGUUUGUGUACAACUUUUUCGUCCCUAAUUCUUUACACCCUAUACACCCCCACCCUUCUCUAUACAUUUACCUCGGCACUGACAAGGAGAAUUGUUUAACACACAGUGCUUCUUAGCUUAAUGAUCAUUUCCUUAAUUCUUGUGAUUGUCUUAAACAACUCAGCAUUAUUACCACAAGGAGGAAUGAAUUGUUGGUGACUCUUAGGAUUUUAAAGGUUAAGAAAAAACUAUACUCCAGAAAUUAUUGACUGCUAUCUCUGCCAUGGAAAGUAUUUAAAAAAUUUUUCUCAAACCACUUUUUGAGAUUCCAAGGUGUUACAUAACUUGUCAAUAAUUUUUUUCAAAUUUGAUUUCAAAUCUGCUUGUCACAUUAGAUAGGCAGAAUUAUUUGAACUAUGCUUGGCUUUAUGUAAGAUGUUAUGGCCUAAAAGUCUGAUUUCUGAACUUUUGGGUCACUAGAAUCUCAUUAGUAGUUCUCUGUACUGUCUGCCAUACAGUUCUCUUGAUGUUAGUUCAGAGAAUUUGGUAUUGGAUCAACUAGGAAUCCCAUAGUUCAUAUUUUUCUCAUUUUUGUCUUCUCAAUAAUGUAUUGAUACUCUAAGAGAAAAUUAAGUCUUGGUCACUCAUGGAAGUCAAAAGGUUGACAUAUCUUUUUUCAUCAAAGGGAAGCUGUACAUUGCUGGAGGCUACGAUCGAGGUGUUCACAGUGAUAGAGCAAGUGUUGAAUGCUACGACCCUGAUACAGACACAUGGACAUUUGUAACAGAACUUGAAAAAGCACGCUCUGGCAUGUCCCUUGUAGCGCUAAACAACUUCUUGUAUGCACUUGGAGGUCGAAACAGAAGCACAGAUCAUUACUUUGAUCUUGCAGAAAGAUACAACACACAGACACAUCAGUGGCAGCCGGUUGCGCCGUUGAACACACCAAGGGCUUGGCCAUCGGUGGCGGUGUAUGACAACAAGAUUUUUGUGUUAGGUGGAUUUGAUGGUGCACACAGGCUCUCCAGUGUUGAAGUGUACGAUCCAGAAACUGACACUUGGCGUUUUGUACAGGACAUGAACAUUUGCCGUGCAGGUUGUGGUGCAGCAGUGUUGUAGUUUUAAAGUGAAACAGGACAAAGAAGGUCCUGGUUUUACAGAGGCCUGGAAAGAUCACUGUCUGGAUUUGAACCAGGAAAUUACUUUUACAAUGUUUUUACUCAAUUAAAAAUUUGAUAGCAAAAAUCAAAAGCAAAUAUCUAGGUCAUUUUGUGUUGAAAAGGAUUACUGGUGCACAAACUAGGUGUGAAGGAUUAGUAUUACACAAAAGGAAAAAUUUUAGAGUGUCUUUGAAUUCAGCUUUGUUUUGAUGUUAAUUGGCAGAAAGAAGCUGAGAACUGUCACUGUUAAACAUUGUACAUGCCCUAAGAAUCAUAGUAGGUGUGUUUGUGUCAGGAAGCGUGAUGCAGUUUUUAAAGGGACUUGAAAUAAGAACCACAAGCAUGAAAUUUGUUCCAAGAACUUUCAAUCAGUCUGUGAUUCUUAUGAUCACCAUGUUGCUUUGUAGCAGAUAACUAGCUGUGAUAAUUGCUGUACAAAUACCUGCUAUCUUUU
Molecule: messenger RNA, 3121 nt
Organism: Pocillopora meandrina
Lineage: Eukaryota; Metazoa; Cnidaria; Anthozoa; Scleractinia; Pocilloporidae
Source: the annotation of a GenBank genome assembly